Molecule: messenger RNA, 1239 nt
Organism: Perkinsus marinus ATCC 50983
Lineage: Eukaryota; Perkinsozoa; Perkinsida; Perkinsidae
Product: protein kinase 5, putative
Exons: 14
Coding region: 1-1239 (412 amino acids)
Biological process (GO): intracellular signal transduction; peptidyl-serine phosphorylation
Molecular function (GO): protein serine/threonine kinase activity; ATP binding
Source: RefSeq, a predicted model, not a curated record
AUGACCAUUGGUGCUUCUGAUAAGAUGGCUGCAUUCAAGAAUGCUAUGGAAAGCAAGAACGCUACCAGGGCUGACAAAUUCAUCGCUCUGAACCACGCUCACUCCGCUGUGGUUGCCAAGAUGGAGAGUCUUCAAACCGAUGAGGAACGGAAGGCUGUGGAAGACGCUUUUGUGCAGGAGCAAAAUAGAUGUCUAAGACUGCAGAGGAAGAGAUGCACAACCGACGAUUUUGAGGUCAUUAGGACGAUUGGUCAGGGAGCAUUUGGUGUGGUGAGGGUAGUCAGGCAUAAGGAAGAUAAAGAGAUAUAUGCAUUGAAACAGAUGCCAAAGAAAUGCAUGAAAAAGAAGAAUCAAAGGGAUCGUGUUGUGGCAGAAAAGAGCCUCUUAUCUCGUAUGGGAGAUACAUGGGUUAGUGCACUCUAUCAGACCUUUCAAGAUGAGGACAAUCUGUACAUGGUCAUGGAGUUCCUCCCUGGUGGAGAUAUGAUGUCGCAUCUCAUUCGUUUGGACAUCUUCAGCGACUAUCAAACUAAGUUCUACAUAGCAGAACUCAUAGAGGCUGUUCAUUCAGUCCACAAGCUGGGGUACAUUCACCGUGAUAUCAAGCCUGACAAUAUCGCCUUCACUAAGGAGGGCCAUCUGAAGCUACUGGACUUUGGUCUUUGCAAGUUCGAUGAGUGCAUUAAGAAGGCUGAAAGAGAUCCCGUCGAUCUUGGGUUGGUUGACAUACCACACCUCGCGGACAUCACCGGAGGAGUCAGUGAUACCCCUUCACAGUCUCGGCCCUGUCACUCUGGUGAGAUUCGCCAUCUUGAUCGCGCUAGGCUCAAGAGCUCAGUGGGGACCCCGCAGUACAUGGCCCCUGAGGUUUUCAAAAGAGACUACGACCAAGCUGCUGACCUGUGGUCUGUUGGGGUUAUCAUGUACGAGUGCCUUAUGGGAGGCGUGCCCUUCUCGGACUCUCAUAACUCGCCGGAUAGGAUAAUGCAGAAGGUUAUGAAUUUUAGAAGAUUCUUGCACAUACCAUAUCCGGGUAAGAAGAUGUCUCCUGAGGCGGAGGACCUGCUUAAGAGGAUCCUCUGUGAUAAGGACCAUAGACUCACCUACAAGCAGAUAAGGACCCAUCCGUUCUUCAACGGUUUGGAUUGGGAUAGACUCCAUGAGAUGGAACCACCCAUAAAGCCUCAUCCCUUCUCCCUCACCGACCGUGAGGCCGCCCAGCAGCACAGGAAUAAGUAG